AAUCCCGAAUUGGACCGCCAUUUUGAUAUCUGCUACGUAAAAAAUAGCUUCGUCUGUGGGAUCUUGCUAACAUAAUUUUAUAUUGCUAGAUUAUAAAUUGCAUAUUUACGGAUAUUAUUAGAAACCAGCUCAAAAUAACAUCGGGCGAUGUCGGAACGAAAACGAUUAUUAGAAGAUCUUCGGGUAAUAGACUUACGCGCUGAGUUAGAAAGUCGGAAUCUAAAUAAAAGCGGUGUUCGCGGUGUGCUCAUACAACGUUUGUCAAAGCAUUUGGAAGAGCAAGGGAUUGAUCCAACUACGUUUACGUUCGAAUUGACCACUACUGAUCCAAAGACAGCUUCUGAAAGAACCAGACGUACCGAAAGUACAGUUGAAUCGGCUGAGUCUGAAGAUACUCCUACUAUGGAAGAUAUGAUUGUUCAAGACACCGCUGGAGACGAGGAGGAAACCGACCAAACAGAAGAAAAUAAAAAAAAAAAAACUGCGGAAAACUCUCCAAAGAAAUCAGAAGAAAAAAUGGAAGUAGAAGAUAUUGAGAAAGUUAAUAGAAAACGGGAGAGCAAAGCUGAAGAUGAAGCAUCACAAGCUAAAAAACAAUGUCUUGAUAAAGAUAUAAAACACGAGGAAGACCACAAAACGGAAAAUAACACAGAUGCUGAGGACAGCAUCAAUUUAGAUAUUGGGGAUGAUGAAUUAUUAAAUGAAGAGACUGAUAGUGCAGCGAAACUAAAAAAAGAUGACGCCGCGCGAGAGGAACCUGCGGCGGCCUCGGGCGACGACGCAGAGCUGAAGGACACCGCGUCUGCUGACACCGCUUCAUCAGAAAACCAACAAGUAAUCACCGAAGCAACAGCCACUAGCAAUGAUACAGAGAAAAAUGAAAAAGAGGAAAAAGAAGAGAAAGACAAGGAAUGCGAUAAUGAUAAAAGAGAAAAGAAAGAUGAAAACAAAGAGGGUGGAGCUCGCAAUCUAUGGGUCAGUGGCCUGUCGGGAGACACCAGAGCUAAAGAUUUAAAGCAAUUGUGUAGCAAGCAUGGCAAGGUUAUUGGUGCCAAAGUUGUAACUAAUGCCCGCACACCUGGAUCUCGCUGCUACGGAUAUGUAACAAUGGCCAGUGCAUUAGAUGCCGAAAACUGCAUCAAAAAUUUACACAGGACAGAACUACAUGGGCGAAUGAUAUCUGUCGAGAAGGCUAAAUCCGAAUCGGAGUCAUCCUCGCGUCGACAACCGUCUUGUGCUCGACCAGAAAGGCGCUCAAGCGUAGAUCGUAAAGACGACAUCAAAGAAAAUCUAGAAAAUAAAGAAGGAGGUGACAAAGCUGCUGAUAUAAAACCGAAGAAAGAGGGAGAUAUUUCUGGCGCAGAGAGUACAAGAUCUACAUCGCGCACUAGAGAAAAAUCUCAUCGAUCGGAUAAAGAUAGAGCCAGGCGUAGCUCGAGAAGUCGUGAACGAAGGAGAUCACCCAGGGAAGUUCUCUCGUUCUCCAAAAUAUGGAAGGAACGCGACGUAGCGCGCGCUCGCGAGCGGUCGCGCGCCGCGCGCGAGGAGGAGCGGCGCCGCCGCGCGGCCGAGGACGCGCUGCGCGAGCGAGAGCGCCGCCAGCGCCAGGAGAAGCACCGUCUCGCUCUUGAGAGGGAGAAGCUGCGGGCGGAGAGAGAAAAAAUUGAACGAGAAAAAAAUGAACUGCUCAGACUAGAGCGCGAAAGGCAUCGAUUAGAACGCGAGAAAUUGGAACUUGAAAGAUUAGAAUUGAAGAGAGCACAGUUACGAUUAGAAGAAGAAAGACGUAAGCGUGGAUAUGAGAACAGCGCAUAUCGAAAGCCCGCCGCCAGCCCACCUCCUGAACCUGGCUACGAGCGGGACUCGCGACACAAACGGCCCCCGCCACCGCCUAUGACGUCAAGUCGCGGUCAGUUCGAGGCGCCGCCUCCGCCGCGCUUCGAGAUGACGGCCGCGUAUGAGCGCAGCGCCGACAAGCGCGAGCGAGACCGCGACUACAAGCGGGACUACUCGCGACACGUGUCUUCGGGUAAUAUAAAGUAUCCAAGCAAUGGGAGUACUACUGAGGAUGCGAGACAGCAAAUUCGCCCAGGCGGCACUAGACCUAAAGAAACAGGCCGGUAUGACUCGCGAGAGAGCCCCUCAUAUCGCCCCUCGCCUGGUAAGCCGGAACCUAGAAGUUGGAAUGCUUCUAGUAGAUAUCCAGAUGCAGCUGCACCUUCUAAAGGCAGUGGCACCGGCGGCAGCGAGGCGUGGUCCAGUGGCGAGGCGCGCUACGGCGGCACGUACGAGGCGCGCUACCCGCCCGCCUACGCCGCGCCGCCGCCCACCGCGCCCUACGCCGAGCGCUACCCGCCCACUGCCAGAGACUAUGCGCGCAAGUACUGACGAGAUCGACAUCGAAGACACAGACAUGGCCUUUAAAUUGAUCAUCAAUUCUUCUAUACAACAUUCUCCAUGUUUAAGUGUUUCUUUGUUCUAGUAGUAGUCACUAAUAGAUAAUGUUUCAUUCCCAGGAAUAUUUUUUUUGCAAUAUAUUGUAGAUAAUAUGGAGUAGAGAUAUAUCUAUUGUCAGGUUUAUGUGUAUAAAAUAUGAAUCUUACUAAUACUUUAUAAGACUACUGGUCUGCACAUUUUUCAUAUUCUACUUAAUAACCCAUUUGUAUGUAUAAGCUGAUCAUAAGGUGUCAAACUGCUGUGGAAACGUUUGUAAUAUAUUUUAUAUUAUAAAAAUAUCUGACCUAUGAUAAUAGAUGACGUUAUGGGAUAAAUAAUUUGUUUGAUU
This is a messenger RNA of Nymphalis io (European peacock), 2785 nucleotides long. It is a transcript of the gene Saf-B, whose product is annotated as scaffold attachment factor B2. The record is from RefSeq and is a predicted model, not a curated record. The transcript is spliced from 18 exons. Gene Ontology annotation, cellular component: nucleus. Gene Ontology annotation, biological process: regulation of transcription by RNA polymerase II; regulation of mRNA processing. Bases 148 to 2388 code for a protein of 746 amino acids. Gene Ontology annotation, molecular function: sequence-specific DNA binding; RNA binding. Lineage: Eukaryota; Metazoa; Arthropoda; Insecta; Lepidoptera; Nymphalidae.